Nilaparvata lugens (brown planthopper) is the source of this 917-nucleotide messenger RNA. RefSeq names its product peptidyl-prolyl cis-trans isomerase-like 1 (gene Cypl). Gene Ontology annotation, biological process: protein peptidyl-prolyl isomerization. The record is from RefSeq and is a predicted model, not a curated record. Lineage: Eukaryota; Metazoa; Arthropoda; Insecta; Hemiptera; Delphacidae. Gene Ontology annotation, molecular function: peptidyl-prolyl cis-trans isomerase activity. The transcript is spliced from 5 exons. The coding region runs from base 179 to 724 and encodes 181 amino acids. Gene Ontology annotation, cellular component: catalytic step 2 spliceosome.
UAUACUGCUAGUAGCAUCAUAGCUCAGUUUUUGAAUCGACGUGGUUUAAUAAAAAAAUGUAAAUACAAAAACAAAACCCGGCUGCUGAGUCUUGUUGAAUGAAUUCGGUAUCUGUUUUGAUUGAAUUUAUUUAGAUGAUUAUUAUUUGAGAAAGUAUUUAUAUUAUUCUAUUAUCAAAAUGACUUUGUCAACUAGUACUGGAAUACCUGAUAAAUUGUGGCAACCAAAACAUGCAAUACUUGAAACAUCAAUGGGAGAAAUUGUUGUUGAAUUGUAUUGGAAGCAUGCACCAAAUACCUGCAGAAACUUUGCUGAAUUGGCAAGGAGAGGUUACUACAACGGAACAAAAUUUCACAGGAUAAUUCGUGACUUUAUGAUUCAAGGUAAAAGGAGUACAGAGGGAAACACUUGUAAGACAAUUUUUGGCCCAGCAGUUCUGUUUAGGGUAUAUUUAUCGACUCUUCAUUAUUUCGAAUUGACCAAUUAUUACUCUUCUUCAGGAGCUGGAAUUCUAUCAAUGGCUAAUUCUGGACCAGAUACAAAUGGCUCGCAGUUCUUCAUCACUUUGUCUCCUACUCAGUGGCUAGAUGGGAAACAUGCUAUUUUCGGGAGAGUAUUCUCGGGAAUGAGUGUCGUGAAGAGGAUUGGGUUGGUGGAGACUGACAAAAAUGACAGACCUGUUGAUGACGUGAAAAUAGUGCGUGCUUUCAUUAGAUCUAAUUGAUUGUUUUCCAUUAUUUUGAAAUAAAUCUGGACAUUUUUAAUAAUUUGAGACUUUUGUGUGUUGUGGAAAGGUACAACUAACUGGUAUUGUAGUUACCUGCAAUUAUUAGGUAACAGUGAUCAGUAAAAUAUCGUCAUUUUCCAGUUUUGUGAAACUUUGAUGAAGAUUUCCAUAUAAAGUAUUUUAAUUGAAA